GCGCUUCUUUUCACUAAGUGGUUAGUUGCCUGCCAGGUAGACAUAAACACCUUCUGCUAAAGAAAUGUGAAAAGAGCGGAAACGUGCUAUUUGGAGAUUGUUCUCCUAAUUGACAUCCAGGAGAUCUCCAGAGAUCUAUUUCAGCCUCACCUCUAGACUUCAUCAUGAAAAGGAGGAAGCCCAAGCUGAAGUGAGUUGAAAACUUCAUCUCCAAGAGAGGACUGUGGCUCAGCCUGUGUUGAGCACAAUGAAGAAGAACAGGAAGCCCACCUCAAGGAUCGAUGUGCAGAAUGCCCUCUGUGUCCCACACCCCCAUGGGCCAGGAGAUCUUCAAAAUAUGCUGGAUGGAGGAGAGUAUACUCUUUUUGUAUCUCCUCCCAUGUUAGAGAGCAAUUUUAUCCAGGUCAACAGGAGAGGUGAAUCCAUUUACCUUCAUAACCGAGCCAACUGGGUGACUGUAGGCAUCUGUUCUUCCAGUUCCACCUGCAAAACCCCCAGUGUGAUGCUGCUGGCACAUCUGACACCCACUGUCCCAAAAGAUACAGAACCCCUGUUUAAAAGUCUCCUGACAUCUCCUUGUACAGAGAAACUGGUGCUCACCAGGUUUCUCCCUCUGCAGUUUGUGACUCUUUCUGUGCAUGACGCUGAGAAUAUGCGCCUCAAAGUAAAGCUUGUGAGUGGCCGAGCCUACUACUUACAGCUCUGCGCCCCCGCAUAUAAACAGGACACCUUAUUUUCUCAAUGGGUGAACCUCAUCUCCGUCUUGAAUAGGGAGAAAGCCAAAGUUUCCAAAGUGUCAGAGGUCUCAAGCCUCUCAGAAAUCACAAAUAGCACAGAAAUCACAGACUCCAUGGACAUCAUGGAUAUUACAGCGUUCGCAGCUGUACAGACUCCAUACACACAUGUAUGUACAGGCCCUGUACAUGUUAUGGAAAGCAUAGAUUUUUCAGAAUAUACAGACAUAACUGACAUCACAGAUGUCACAGAUAUUCCGGAAAAUGAGAUCACAGAGGUCCCAGAUGUACGAAUUGUCACAGAAAUCACAGAUGUAACGGAAGUCACAGACAACUCUGAUGCCACACAUUUCUCAGAGGUUACAGUGGUGUUUGAAAAUGAUGACAUAAUAAAGGCCAAGCAAGAGGAAAAGGAAAAAAUGAAAAACAUUCUGAGGCCUGGAUGUCUACGAAAUACAAAAAGUAAGAAUGAGUUCAAAGAAUCCUCAAAACGUGUCACCAUCUCAGACAUAACACUGACUUUGGAAGGUACUAAAUGUUUUCGAACUACCUUGACUUCAGUAGAAAGCAAAGUAAAUAUAUGCAAAGAGAUGGAUAAUAAAACCUCUGAAGACAAGACAACUGAUUUUCAAACCGCAGCUCUAAAGGCUAUAGAAUCCAGGAGCAUGAGCAUUGAUUCAGACUCUACAGGCUUAUAUAGUUUUGCAGUUUUCCCCCUGAUUAGUAUUUCUUUCCCCCUUUUCACUCUCCUCUAAAUCACUUUUCUUUCUUUCAUAUACUCUUACACUUAACACUCUUUACCCCAAGAAAAGCAGACUAGUUGAAUCUUAAUCCCUUGUUCCAUUAAAUUUAGUGUGAAUGUAGACUAAAAAUGAGUCUGUAAUUCUAAUUUCUAUUCUAGGCAGAAGUCAGAAUAAUAACUGUCACCCACUGCAGUAAAACAAAUUCCUAGUUCUAUUAAGCUUGUCUGGUUCACAUUCACCCAGCUCCUGGACAAAUGCUAGUUGGAGACUAUGAUCUCUAAUUCAUCUCUCAAACUUCUUAGUAGUUUGAAAGAAUUACACUUUUUCUCCUUUUUACAUAAGGUUUUGGGUAAAAUAGCAUUUUAAAUGUGCUGUUUUUAUGACAAGAUUAUGCACGAGGCAAGUCCCAGGCUAAACUUGUCUCUCUGGACCUGAGUCCAUCUCUCUAUUUUCUUCACUUUAAAUUUCUCACCAUUCUAGGUUUUAUUCUCCUAAACUUUUCUAAUUUCUUUACAGCGAGCCCAAAUGAUAGGUUUAUCUAUGAUCCCAUGGUAUUUUUCCAAGAUGGAAAGAAAUAAGCCAAAGGAUAGAAAUUAGAGAAGAGAAGAGCAGGAAAA
Microcebus murinus (gray mouse lemur) is the source of this 2094-nucleotide messenger RNA. It is a transcript of the gene GARIN2, whose product is annotated as golgi associated RAB2 interactor family member 2. Gene Ontology annotation, cellular component: nucleus. The record is from RefSeq and is a predicted model, not a curated record. Lineage: Eukaryota; Metazoa; Chordata; Mammalia; Primates; Cheirogaleidae.